Messenger RNA from Salmo salar (Atlantic salmon), 1782 nucleotides. Its product is annotated as lysine-specific demethylase 8-like. Gene Ontology annotation, molecular function: histone H3K36 demethylase activity. Lineage: Eukaryota; Metazoa; Chordata; Actinopteri; Salmoniformes; Salmonidae. The record is from RefSeq and is a predicted model, not a curated record. Gene Ontology annotation, cellular component: nucleus.
UCUCCGUAAAAACGAAUGUGGGGACACCCCGCUCAAGCGUCUUUUUAGGUAUUUUCUAAACCUGCUAAAUUAGGUUAGCCAAUAGCAAAUGACAAAAUACAUAAAGAAUAACUGCGCCAUUUGUCGGCUGCAUGGCUACUAUGUCACUAGCCACUACUGGAGCUAGAAGUCAGCACAACUGGAGGCUAGAUCAAACUGUCCACUCUUCAGACUGGAGCAAGGGGAGUUGGCAGGAUAGAUGUAUUUCGCUUAAUAACGUUGUUGUUUUUUACGAAAAUUGUGCUUCGUGCAAAAUAAUGUGAUAUUACUGUUUGCAUGAUCGAACCCUAUCGCCACGUCGACAUGGAACACAAAUAAUGUAUUCGUUUUCUACACGGAGCUCUUUUAUUGCAACACCAGCGUCUACAUAUGUCAAUAACGCACUAGUCUAUGGCAGAACUGUGGUCAGCUAUCUCUGCUGCUUUGCCUGUGACGGAGGCAGAAUUUCCACUUGACUUCAGUGAAAAAGUUGAGCCCAGUGUGGUAGAUGUGCUGAAACGUUGCAGGCAGCAGCUGUACACCGGGAGCGGUCGAUGGAGGCAAAACGCUCAGAUCAUCUUGGACUUUUCCUGGGAGAAGCUCAACACAGGAACGUGGCGUGAUGUGGACAAGGAGUGGAGGUGUUUGUAUUCAUAUGGCUGCCUGUUCAAAGUAGCUGCCCUAUGCCGUGAUGAUGCCUCACCAGCUACAGUGCAGGAGGCCAUACGGACAUGUGACUUGGGCCUGCUCAUGGGGGCAGCCAUCAUGGACAAUAUUUUACAAACCUUUGUAAAGAUCCUGCAAAAUGAAAUCAGGAAGAGGCACUCCAAUGAGGAGAAUCUUAGUGAAGGAGUUAGUGCUAAGAAAAUGAAGGUUGACUGUGUGUCAGUGCCUGUGGUCAAGCAGGCUCUGGCAGUACCAAGGAUACACUGUCCAUCAUUGGAGAGCUUCAAGAAAGAUUACUUGGAUCCACAAAAGCCAGUCAUAUUAGAGGGUAUCAUAGAUCACUGGCCAGCCUUCAAAAAUCACCCUUGGAGCAUAGAAUACCUGCAAACUGUUGCUGGUUGUCGGACUGUACCUGUUGAAGUGGGCUCAAGAUAUACCGAUGAGGAAUGGUCACAGACACUCCUUACGGUCAAUGAAUUCAUCGAUCGCUAUAUUGUUGUGAAAGACGCAUCAAGUUUGGGAUAUCUUGCUCAGCACCAGCUAUUUGAUCAGGUCCCCGAGCUGAAAGACGACAUCCGUAUCCCUGACUACUGUUGUCUUGGUGAGGGAGAGGAAGAUGACAUCACGAUCAAUGCUUGGUUUGGGCCAGGAGGUACAGUGUCCCCCCUUCAUCAAGAUCCUCAACAGAACUUCCUGGCUCAGGUGGUUGGAAGAAAGUACAUUCGUCUGUAUUCCCCUGAGGACACCGAGAAACUCUACCCUCACCAAUUGCAGCUCCUACACAACACUAGUCAGGUGGAGGUGGAGAGUCCAGACGUGGUGCGAUUCCCAGAGUUUGUGAAGGCUCCCUACCUAGAGUGUGUGUUGCAGCCUGGGGAGGUCUUGUUCAUCCCAGUCAAACACUGGCAUUACGUGCGUUCUUUGGAGCUCAGCUUCUCUGUGAGCUUCUGGUGGUCAUGACCCAUGAUGAGUGAUCCAGAUUCAGGUUGUUUUUAGUCAGAAUUUUGGUUAUUGCAGUGGUCUUGUAAAAUGCAAGUCCUGUGCUCACGUAUCUUGUGACUUAGGUCUGUUUGUUAUUUUCUUAAACAAUCAUUAACA